AUGAAACCCACCACGCUCCUCGCCCCGCUCGGCCUCCUCCUCUUGCACACCCAAACCAUCACAGCAACCUGCUUCCCAUACACUCACUCCCGCUGGGGCCAAGUCGGCCGCAACUCCGCCAUCGACUUCAUCAACUUCGCCUGCACGCAGCCCGGCGGCAUGUUCACCGGCUACUACAAACCGAGGCAGACCAAGUCCAUGUGUCCCACCGACGGGGAAGGCAAGCACCUCUCGUUCCAGGUGCAGAAUUUGAACGACCAUGAUGGGUUUGACUUGAAGGACGAGGAUUGUGUGACGCGCUUGAGGAAUGAGAUUUUGGGGUGUCAGGAGGGCGGGGAGUCGAGUGUUUCGGGGUGGCGAUUCCGUGCGGAGCCGAAUGGCUGCUAA
Messenger RNA from Saxophila tyrrhenica, 387 nucleotides. RefSeq lists its product as uncharacterized. Bases 1 to 387 code for a protein of 128 amino acids. NCBI's taxonomy places the organism in Eukaryota, Fungi, Ascomycota, Dothideomycetes, Mycosphaerellales, Extremaceae. The record is from RefSeq and is a predicted model, not a curated record. The transcript is spliced from 2 exons.